Messenger RNA from Histoplasma mississippiense, 609 nucleotides. RefSeq lists its product with no specific name. NCBI's taxonomy places the organism in Eukaryota, Fungi, Ascomycota, Eurotiomycetes, Onygenales, Ajellomycetaceae. The transcript is spliced from 3 exons. The record is from RefSeq and is a predicted model, not a curated record. Bases 1 to 609 code for a protein of 202 amino acids.
AUGAACGCCACCCCCCAGCGCGAAAGCUGCGAAGAAAGAGACCCCACACAGGCUACAGCUAUCCAAUGGUAUGAGGCUCAAUUUGACGACCCGGCACCCUCCGAAAUGUGGCAGCCACCGAAAAGACGUAAAAUGUCCAACCUUGAAACGGUAUUGGAAACCGCGAACCAGGAAAUCCAUAACAUUUUCAAGGCGGAGCAUGCGCGGAGAGAGGCACUGGAGGAAGAAGUGCAGAACCUGCAUACGGAAAUGACUAGGAAGAACGAGCUCGUUGACAAGCUUGAGACCGAAGUCCGUGAGCUGAAGCAUCAAUGUCGAUGCCAGAUCUGGUAUACCAUCCCGUCAGGGUGGCGGACCCUUCUGUGUGGACAUCGGUAUUGCCCGGAAUGCGCGCCCCCCCCCAUUGAUAAAACCUGCGGAACGUGUCGCCAGGUUGUCGGAGGUAACUCCACCUGCAUUGACCCUCAGUUUUGUGUAAUGGAGGACGAGCUGGGACGGAAGGAUUUUGACCCAGAAUGGAUUAGGGCCAGUCGUGAUAACGAGAACCAGCACCAAGCGAAGAUUACUAUGAGGGAAAGACAUGCACGCAAGUUGACCCUAAGGCUUUGA